AUGGAAGAGCAUGCUGAGUUCCGUAAUAAUGUCCGGGAUGGCCUUGCCGCCAAGGGCGAGUCCAGUAGUAAGAAGAAGCAAAAGAGUCACUUCGAUCAAAGAUCCAAGAGACCUCGUCAAGCACGAGGUCCCAGGUAUGAUUUUUACACACCCCUUAAUGCUCCGCGCAUUAAUAUUUUAGAAGAAGCUAAUCAUGUAGAUCUAAUCUCCUUACCUCCCCCGGCGUACAAUUCGGCCAAUGCCGAUAAGAGCAAACAUUGUCGAUAUCACCGAAACCAUGGACACACAACGGAGGAAUUUUGGAGCCUCAAAGACAAAAUUGAAGAACUGAUUCAAGCUGGUCACCUUGGCCAAUAUGUCCAACGUGGUAAAUCUUCCCGCGGGGAGUUCCGAGGACGCGGCAGAGGGCGAGGACGAUAUUCAAACCGAUAUCAAGGACGCUCCCAAAGUUACCAAGGCCGAUUUGAGCAAGGUAACUAUCAACAAGCACCCAUACACGAAGAAAACAAACCCAGCGCAAAUAGUGCUGAUCCACAGCACGGGGACAAAUCCUUUGCCGACAAUAACCUGCGAGGAGUCAUUAACACCAUUGCGGGGGGCUUCGCUGGAGGUGGAAGUUCUAACUCCGCCAGGAAGCGGAACCUACGCAACGUUCACAAUAUCAAUGAUCACCACAACUCGGACAUCAAAAUGAGUCCAUCAACUCCUCCCAUUGUCUUCACCGAUGAUGAUUAUGAAGGCAUAAGUCUAAGCCAAGACGAUCUCAUGGUCAUCUCAGUCGAAGUGGCUAACUGGGAAGUUCAGAAAACAUUGAUUGACCAAGGUAGCUCUGCUGAUGUGUUGUAUUGGCCUACUUUCUUGAAGCUUGACAUCCCUCAUAAUAUGAUUCAACCAUAUUCCGAGCCUCUCGUCGAUUUCGCAGGUGAGCGAGUUCACACUCGUGGUUUCAUUGAAUUGCUAACCUCUUUUGGUACAGCCCAGAAUUCAAAGAGAGUGCUGGUGAAGUAUUUGUUAGUUGAUGUCGUCACCUCCUACAAUAUUCUCAUUGGGAGACCAACAUUAAAUCAGUUAGGAGCAAUUGUGUCAACACCCAAUUUGACUAUGAAAUUCCCGGGCACAGACGGACGUAUAAUAACUAUCAAAGCUAAUCAGCAAAUAGCAAGAAGAUGUUAUGCCGAGAGCUUAAGGAUUGCCCCUACUAGUCCUCAACCCGAGAAGUCAAAUUCUUCUGUAGUAGCCCAUCUCGGAACAAGGGAAAUGGCCAACCAGGAUCCCCGAGUUGACAUGCAUGACCAUCGACCUAGCCCCGUUGACGAACUAAUUGAAUUCCAUAUUGGAAAGAAGCCAGGACAGUGUACCAAAAUCGGAAAACACAUUGAAACCGAUCUCUGA
Messenger RNA from Cajanus cajan (pigeon pea), 1392 nucleotides. The record is from RefSeq and is a predicted model, not a curated record. NCBI's taxonomy places the organism in Eukaryota, Viridiplantae, Streptophyta, Magnoliopsida, Fabales, Fabaceae.